AUGGAUCCCUCUGAUCACGGGGAAUCUUCUGACCAAUCACAUACUAGGAGUGCAAAUGUCCAUUUAGGAUCUCACACUGCAGAGAGAUCAACAGAUCCAUCUAAUCCCAAGGAAUCUUCCGCACCCCAUGAAGGAGCUCACCGAGGGCAGAAUCUAUUCCUAUGUUCAGAGUGCGGGAAAUGUUUCACUCAGAAGGGAGCGCUUACUAGACACAAGAGAAUUCACACGAAUGAGCGUACUUUUUCUUGUUCAGAGUGCGGGAAAUGUUUUAAUCAGCGAUGGCACUUUCUUAGACACCAGACAAUUCACACAGGUGAGUGCCCCCAUUCAUGUACAGAGUGCGGGAAAUCUUUCAGUUAUAAAGGAGACCUUGUUUUACACCAGAGAAUUCACACUGGUGAGCGUCCUUAUUCAUGUUCAGAGUGUGGGAAAUCUUUCAUUCGGAAAGCACACCUUGAUAAACACCUGAGGACUCACACGGGCGACCGUCCCUAUUCAUGUUCGGAGUGCUGGAAAUCUUUCUAUGAGAAAGGAGACCUUGUUGGACACCAGAGAAUUCACACGGGUGAGCAACCUUAUUCGUGUUCAGACUGCGGGAAAUCUUUUACUAUGAAAGGAGACCUUGUUAAACACCGGAGAACUCACACUGGUGAGCGUCCUUAUUCAUGUUCAGAGUGCGGGAAAUCUUUUACUCGGAGAGGAAACCUUGUGAAACACCAGAAGAGUCACACAGGUCCAGAGUGCGGGAAAUCUUUCACCAAAAAAGGAGGUCUUGAUAAACACCGGAGAAUUCACACGGGUGAGCGUCCUUAUUCAUGCACUGAGUGCGGGAAAUCUUUCGCCCAUAAAGGAGACUUUGCUGCACACCAGAGAGUUCACACAGGCGAGCGUCCUUAUUCAUGUACAGAGUGCAGGAAAUCUUUCACUCAUAAAGGAGACCUCGUUAAGCAUCAGAGAAUCCACACAGGUGAGCGUCCCUAUUCAUGUUCAGAGUGUGGGAAAUCUUUCACUUAUAAAGGAGACCUUGUUAAGCAUCAGAGAGUUCACACGGGUGACCGUCCUUAUUCGUGUUCGGAGUGCGGGAAAUCGUUCACUUAUAAAGGAGACCUUGUUAAACACCAGAGAAUUCACACGGGUGACCGUCCUUAUUCAUGUACCGAGUGCAGGAAAUCUUUUGCUAAAAAAGGAGGUCUUGAUACACACCAGAGAAUUCACACGGGUGAGCGUCCUUAUUCAUGUACCGAGUGCGGGAAAUCUUUCACUUCUAAAGGAGACCUUGUUGCACACCAGAAAAUUCACACGGAACUUGUUAAACAUCAGAGAUCUCACACGGGUGAGCAUCCUUAUUCCUGUUCAGUGUGUUGGAAAUCUUUCUCUUUAAAAGGAGGCCUCCUUACGCACCAGAGAAUUCACACGGGCGAGCGUCCUUAUUCAUGUUCAGAGUGCGGGAAAUCCUUCACUCAGAAAGGGAACCUUACAAAACACCACAGAAUUCACACGGGUGAGCGUCCAUAUUCAUGUUCAGAGUGCGGGAAAUCUUUCACCCGUAAAGAAGGCCUUGAUGCACACCAGAGAAUUCACACGGGCGAGCGUCCUUAUUCAUGUUCAGAAUGCGGGAGAUCUUUCACUCAUAAAGGAGCCCUUGUUAAACACCAGAGAAUUCACACAGGUGACCGUCCUCAUUCAUGUUCAGAGUGCGGGAAAUCUUUCUUUCAUAAAGGAGACCUUGUUGCCCACCAGAGAAUUCACACGGGUGAGCGUCCUUAUUCAUGUUCAGUGUGCGGGAAAUCUUUCUCUUUUAAAGAAGACCUUUUUAAACACCAGCGCAUUCACACCGGUGAGCGUCCUUAUUCAUGUUCGGUGUGUUGGAAAUCGUUCACUGUAAAAGGAGUCCUUGUGGAACAUCAGAGAAUUCACACGGGUGAGCGCCCAUAUUCAUGUUCAGAGUGCGGGAAAUCUUUCACUCAGAAAGGGAACCUUGCAAAGCACCGAAGAAUUCAUACGGGUGAGCGGCCUUAUUCAUGUACUGAGUGCGGGAAAUCUUUCACUCAGAAAGAAGCCCUUGUGAAAGUCCAUACGGGUGAGCAUUCAUGCACAGAGUGUGGGAAAUCUUUUGCUCAGAAAGGAAACCUUUUGCAACAUCAGAGAAUCCACACGGGUGAGCGUCCUUAUUCGUGUACAGAGUGUGGGAAAACUUUCACUCAGAAAGGAAACCUUGCAAAACACCAGAGAAUUCACACAGGGGAGCGUCCAUAUUCUUGUUCAGAGUGUGGGAAAUCUUUCUCUAAUAAACAGAACCUACAAGAACACCAGAGAAAUUACACGGGUGAGCGAAACUAUUCCUGUUCAGAGUGCGGGAAAUCUUUCUUUAAGAAAGAUAAUCUUCUUAAACACCAGAAAAUUCACACAGGUGAGCGUCCCUAUUCAUGUUCAGAGUGCGGAAAAUCCUUCUUUAAGAAAGAUAAUCUUGUUAGACAUCAGAGAUUUCACACUGGUGAGCGUCCUUAUUCAUGUUCAGAGUGUGGGAAAUGUUUCUCUCAUAAAGGAGACCUUGUUGUACAUCAAAGAAUUCACACAGGUGAGCGCCCAUAUUCAUGUGCAGAGUGUGGGAAAUCUUUCACUCAUAAAGGGGACUUUGUUAAGCAUCAGAGAACUCACACGGGUGAGCGCCCAUAUUCAUGUUCAGAGUGCGGGAAAUCUUUCAUUCAUAAAGGCGAUCUUCAUAAACAUCGGAAAAUUCACACGCGUGAGGGUCCUUAUUCAUGUUCAGAGUGCGAGAAAUCUUUUACUCAUAAAGAAGACCUUGGCUCAGAGUGUGGGAAAUCUUUCAGUCAUAAAGGAGACCUUGUUAAACAUCAGCGAAUUCACACGGGUGAGCGUCCGUAUUCAUGUUCAGAGUGUGGGAAAUCUUUCACUUAUAAAGGAGUCCUUGAUAAACACCAGAAGAUUCACACGGGUGAGCGCCCUUAUUCAUGUUUAGAGUGCGGGAUAUCUUUCACUGAGAAAAACGUACUUUUUAGACACUACAAAAUUCACACGGGUGAGCGCCCCUAUUUGUGCUCAGAGUGUGGGAGAUCUUUCUCUAGGAAAGACAACCUAGAAGACCACCAGAGAAAACACACAGAUGGGCAUUCGUGUUCAGAGUGCGGGAAAUCUUUUACUACUAAAGGCAGCCUUGUUAUACACCAGAGAAUUCACACAGGCGAGCGCCCUUAUUCUUGUUCAGAGUGCGGGAAAGCCUUCACUAAAAAAGGAGGCCUUGUCAGACACCAGAUAACUCACGCGGGUGAGCGUCCUUAUUCGUGUAUGGAGUGCGGGAAAUCUUUCAAUCAGAAAGAAACCCUUACGACACAUCAGAGAACACACGCUUCACAGAGUCCUCAAUCCCUUCAAUGUGCAGGAAAUCUACAGAAAGAAGAAGUCUAA
Molecule: messenger RNA, 3426 nt
Organism: Staurois parvus
Lineage: Eukaryota; Metazoa; Chordata; Amphibia; Anura; Ranidae
Source: the annotation of a GenBank genome assembly